Maylandia zebra (zebra mbuna) is the source of this 3989-nucleotide messenger RNA. Its product is annotated as integrin alpha-6. NCBI's taxonomy places the organism in Eukaryota, Metazoa, Chordata, Actinopteri, Cichliformes, Cichlidae. Gene Ontology annotation, cellular component: integrin complex; external side of plasma membrane. The record is from RefSeq and is a predicted model, not a curated record. Gene Ontology annotation, biological process: integrin-mediated signaling pathway; cell-matrix adhesion; cell-cell adhesion. Gene Ontology annotation, molecular function: integrin binding.
GCGGCUAACAAGUGGACAGCAGUCAGUCCUCCAGCAGCAGCCCUCAGUCGCACUCUGCACCUCCUGCACUAAGGAGUCCCUUUUCAGUAGUUCAAGGAAGCUUCGCGUUUUCAUGGAGGGCUGGAUCACCUGUGGACUUUGGCUAAUCGCCUUUCUCUCUAGCUGUGGGCUGCUCUCGGCUUUCAACUUGGACACCGACAAUGUCCAGCGGAAGACCGGAGACCCCGGGAGCCUGUUCGGCUUCUCUCUCGCCAUGCACCGGCAGCUCCUUCCGCAGGAAAAGAGAAUGCUGCUGGUUGGUGCCCCGAGAGCAAAAGCUUUGAGCCGUCAAAAAUCUGCCGUGACAGGAGGGCUCUACAAUUGUGACAUGAGCUCCACAACCAGUGACUGCAGCAGGGUUAUCUUUGAUAAUGACGAGAAUAAGGCCACAGAGGACAAAGAAAAUCAGUGGAUGGGAGUGACAGUCAAAAGUCAGGGACCAGGAGGCCAGGUUGUGACCUGUGCUCAUCGCUACCAGCGCCGGGCCAAUGUGGGCUCAGAGUUGUUGGAAUCUCGUGACAUAAUUGGCCGCUGCUACGUGCUGAGUCAGUCAUUAAAAACGAACUCAAAUGAGAAUGGAGAAGGAGGUGGAUGGUAUUUUUGUGACCAGAGGCCCAGAGGCCACGAGAUGUUUGGUUCCUGCCAGCAGGGCCUCUCUGCUACAUUCGACAAGGACUACCACUACAUCAUCUUUGGGGCUCCUGGAGCUUACAACUGGAAAGGUAUAGUACGCGUGGAGCAGAAAAAUGACUCUUUCAUAGAAAGGGGCAUCUUUGAUGAUGGUCCAUAUGAGGCAGGAGACGAGAACCAAAAGAACCCUGACCUGGUCCCUGUUCCUGCCAGUAGCUACCUGGGCUUCUCCCUGGACUCAGGUAAACAUUUGACUAAGAAAGGCCAGCUAACAGUGGUGGCUGGAGCUCCCAGAGCAAACCACAGUGGAGCGGUGGUACUGCUAAAGACAGAUAGCCAAACAAGCAACAUAUUAGUUAAAGAGUUCUCACUAGAAGGCGAGGGGUUGGCUUCAUCUUUUGGCUACGAUCUUACGGUGCUGGACCUCAACAAGGAUGGCUGGGAGGACAUUGUGGUGGGGGCACCACAGUACUUUGAGAAGGAUGGAGAUAUUGGAGGAGCUGUCUACGUCUACAUCAACAACGCUGGAAAGUGGAACAAAGUAACACCCACCAGAAUAGAUGGACCCUUGGACUCAAUGUUUGGCCUGGCUGUAGAAAACCUGGGAGACAUCAAUCUGGAUCGUUAUGAUGAUUUUGCAGUGGGAGCUCCUUAUGAUGAUAAGGGCAAAGGGAAGGUUUACAUCUACUAUGGAUCAGCUACAGGACAAAUCUCUCCAAAAGCCUCACAGGUGCUGCCUGGUCCUUCAGGAGUGAAACUGUUUGGCUACUCUUUGGCGGGAAACAUGGACUUGGAUUACAACUCCUACCCUGACCUGGCUGUCGGAUCCCUCUCAGACUCUGUCUUCGUCUACAAAGCCCGUCCGGUUAUUGACAUCCAGAAGAAAAUCACAAUCACACCAAAGGAAAUUGACCUCCUCAAAAACAACUGUGAAAACAAUAACAAGUUCUGCUUGACUAUUAAAGCGUGCUUCUCCUACUCUGCCAAUCCUGUGAGUUAUGCUCCAAAACUGGAGGUCAAAUACACCCUUGCGGCAGACACUGAAAACAGGAAGAAUAAUCUUAAAACUAGGGCGGCCUUCAUUAACUCCUCCCCUGGCAGUAGCCAUGAAUCCUCAGGGACCAUCACUUUGGACAGGAAAGGAGUGGAACAGUGCAUUGAACGACAACUCGCCUUGCAGGAAAAUAUUCGAGACAAGCUACGCGGGAUCCCCAUUGAUGUGUCUGUGGAAAUCAUUGGUGGCAGACGUAAACGCAGACAGAGCUCAGGUCCUGGGCUGCAGCCGGUCCUGGAUGCUAAAGCGUCACAGCCAACUCGAUCAGUGGUGGAGUUCAUGAAGACCGGUUGUGGGUCUGACAAUGUGUGUCAGAGCAAUCUGAAGAUGGAAUAUAACUAUGGCCACUGGAACGAUGAAAAAUUCAUUCCGUUACCAAAGGAGAAUGGUGUGCCGGUGCUCUCACUCAGUAACCAGAAGGAAAUCGCCUUAGAGGUCAGCGUGAGCAAUGCAGGUGGGGAUGAUGCGUACGAAGCCUCCAUGAUCGCUUCUUUUCCUAGCUCCUUAACCUACUCUGCAACCCGCUUGCUUAAUAAAGUAAACUGCCAAGCCAAUAGAAAUGGUUCUCUGGUCGAUUGUGAUCUUGGAAAUCCCUUUGAAAAGGGAGAAAUGACCACCUUCUACAUUAUUUUGGGUACAGCUGGCAUAUCUUUCAACACCUCUGAAGUAGAGGUUAAUCUUCAACUGAAAACAACUAGCAUGCAGCAAUUAGUGCCGGUCAAAGCAAAGGCAAAGGUGGCCAUUGAGUUACAACUCUCUGUGUCAGGACAAGCCACGCCAUCUCAGGUCUACUUUACGGGAGAUGUCAAAGGCGAGACGGCCAUUAAAACUGAAAGUGACAUUGGCAGUGCCAUCACACAUCACUUCAGAAUAAUCAACUUGGGAAGGCCUUUGACUGAUUUUGGGACCGCCACUCUCAUCAUUGACUGGCCAAAGGAGACAGCGGAUGGAAAGUGGCUGCUUUACCUGAUGAAAAUCACUACCAUGGGAGGGGAUCAGAUAGAGUGCACACCUAAAAGUGAGAUUAAUCCUCUUAAAAAGGAAGAAAACACAAGAAAGAGGAGAGAAGUCUCAGGAACACAGGGGAGUGAUGAGGGCACUAUUUUACGCUUAAUUGAGAGCAAGAAAUCAAAAACUCUGUCUUGUGACGAUGGGGCAAAAUGUGUGAAGAUAAGGUGCCCUCUGCGGAGCCUGGACAGUAAUGCAGCCAUCAGUCUUCACUCUCGCCUCUGGAAUAGCACCUUCAUCGAGGAUUAUUCCAAGUUACAUCAUGUGGAGGUGUUAGUCAACGCUGCUCUGCACCUUGAUAACGUAAAGAACACCGUUCGGAUGAACGCUAAUACGCAGGUGAGACUGACGGCCUUCCCAGAGAGGCGUGAGGCUCGGUAUGGGGGAGUGCCGUGGUGGAUCAUCGUGCUGUCCAUCCUGUUCGGGCUACUGUUGCUGGCCCUGCUGGCUUUCCUUCUUUGGAAGUGUGGCUUUUUUAAACGUGCCAAAUACGAAGAUAAGGUUCCCAGUUACAACGCAGUUCGGAUCAAACGGGAGGAGAGGGUGAUAAAUUCUGGAAAUGCUAACUGGGAAAACCUGGAAAAGAAACCCUGGAUGACAACCUGGCAUGACAAUGAACACUAUUCUUAACAGCCAAUGAAAAACCACAGAUUUACCGUCGCUUACGGAUGAACUCCAGUUUCAUAAAUUUCCUGCUGCCUUGCCUUUGUACAGUGAGGACUGUAAAUAAUCAAAUGUGUUUAAAAAAAAAACCAAAAAAAAACAGGAUCAAACAUUACGCUUCAGGGGCUGAUUUGAUGUUUAAUAAGUCUUCAUGAAUCACUGGAAGGAGAUGUGCUGUGUGGGACAUGGUCCAGCACCACAACCGUCGGAGCUUUGGUGCUUGUGUUGUGGAAAUUCAGUGUUGGGGUUAAAAUGUUUCUGAAUGUAUUGGACAAUUUUUUUGUACGUUUUGGAAAAAGUUCGUAUUUAUUCUCACAAGGAGUAUCUUCCGUUACACGCUCUACAGACCAAAGAAUCAUGCAGUGCAAACAAGUGACUUCUUUUUCCUUUUUUAAAAACUAAAGCUGUAUUAGCUUCCCAUAUUUUUUAAAUCUACCACACAUCUGCCUUUAAAGUGCCUCCGACUGACAGAUACUGCAGUUUCUCUACAGUUUGAGAACUUGGGCUGUAGAUAUCCACUGUACAAUUCAUCUUUUGAAAUUACUACAUUGUAACAAAAUAGCCCGACAGCAAACAAAUAAACUUUUUUUUUUUU